Messenger RNA from Xyrichtys novacula (pearly razorfish), 5590 nucleotides. The record is from the annotation of a GenBank genome assembly. Lineage: Eukaryota; Metazoa; Chordata; Actinopteri; Labriformes; Labridae.
AUGGCAUUGCAAGACCCUGGCAGGACAACAGGAUUUCCUUGCAAACAAUGUGGCCUGGUUUGUCCCAACAUGCCCAGUCUGCAGGAGCACAUGGAUGUUCACCUUCAGCAAGAAGAGGAGCGCAAAUUUAAAUGUGACGAAUGUGGACGUGGUUAUAGGCAUGCUGGUAGCCUGGCCAACCAUAAAAAGACUCAUGAAGUGGGCUGUUUUCAAUGUUUCAUUUGCGGAAAGGAAAACUCCAAUGCUUUAGCCCUGAAGAGUCAUAUCCGGAGCCACACAUCACAGAAAAAGUACUCCUGUGCAGAAUGUGGGAAAGCAUUUCGUCUGGCAACCCAGCUGGCUACACAUGAGAGGGUUCAUUUUACCAGGAGAGUGAAGGAGCAGUCGUAUAGAAAAGUAGAUAUGGAAUAUCCCUCACAUGAAGUCAAAAAUGAUCCCUCACAUCAAAUCACUGAGCAGUCAUCCAGAGUGGUAACCUCGACAGAAAACAGCUGUGCUGAAGACAAGAUGGAGAUUGUUUAUAAUUCACAAUCAGAGACCUCUGAUGAUGCAGCAAAUCGACCUUUCAAAUGUGAUUUAUGCGACAAAUCAUACAUACAUCACCGAAGUCUGACCAAUCAUAAAAAAACUCACCAAGUUGGAAUGUUUGAAUGCACCGUUUGUUUUAAACUGUUUAGUAACAUGGCUGCUCUCUACAGUCACCAGAGGACCCACAAGGCAAGAAGCGGGUCAGACUCGGGUUCAAUGGGUGGGUCGUACACAAGUACGCCUUUGAACCAGUUUUCACCUCAGAGCCAAGAUGCUCCUGUUAAUUUCUGCCAUUUGUGUCAGGUUCUAUUCCCAAGUGAUGAGGAGUUCCAGGAACAUAUACAAAUGCAUAACUCUUCAUCUGUGUCCUUCAGGCCUCAAGAUACCCUGUCAGAGAACCACAGUAUGUCCUAUGAAAACAGUAUUGCUUCACCGGAGUCAAAGUUUUAUGCAUCUCCUUCAAACAACGGUCCCUCACUGUCAUCUCUGAGUAAUCAAGGAGGUUUUGAUCAGCCAGAGGAGCAUAUUACAACUAAUGGUCAUUUGUACUCAGACUGCUCCAACAAUCAAAUCCCAUCUUCCAAUAGCACUCAGGGAGAGCCUUCAAUUUUAGACCCAAGUAUUUUCCACCAUGCCCUGACACACACACAAAACACAGACAAUGCAGCCGAAAUAGACGAGACUUUGACUAUAGAUGAUGAGCGUCCCUUUAAGUGUCAAGUUUGCGGUAAAAGCUACCGGCACUCUGGGAGCCUCAUCAACCAUAAAAGGUCACAUCAGGUCGGGAUUUACCAGUGUUCCAUUUGCAGGAAGAGUUAUCCUCACCUGGCCGCCCUCAAAAGUCACCUCCGCCUCCACAAAGCACAGUCACUGUCUUUUGGCCAACACACAGAGGGAGACUGGCUCUCCUUGGAGCCUCUGACUAUGGAUACUCAACAGAGCUGCUUCUCCUCUCAAGACGAGGCCAAGGAGGAGGCCAUUCACCCUGUGCUGGGUAUUGAUCAGGAGAAUGGAGCAGACCACAGUAACGGACCUUUGUACCAUGAGCAGUUUAAUCAGGACUUUUCCCAGGAUUUGACAGCACAUCUACCUCACAAUGAACACCUGAUGCAGCGGCACAUGUGCGCUGACUGCGGUGAGACUUUUGCAGAUAUUGCAGGAAUUAAGUCUCAUAGUUGCCCUUUGCUGCAGCAGCAGCAAGACACCACUGAUGGCAACUAUGACAGCACUAUAAACUUCCAGGACAGUAAUGGUCAUUGCGCUGUAGGGAAUCCAGCAGGUAAUGUAGAGUUUCACGGUCUGAAUGGUAGCCACGACCAAAGUUAUUUUGAACAGAGUUUCCAGGAAAAUAUGAGCAGUGAUCAGCUGAACAGUACUGUUGAAGGUGAAAACGCAGACGAGGGGGAGGAGGAGGAUGACGGAGAUCUGUAUCAGUGCUCUAUAUGUGGAAAUAGCUACACCAGCAUGAGGGCUCUCAGGAGUCAUCUGCGAGGUCACACACAGUCUCAUGGCACUCCUGCGAGCUCUGGGCCCUCAUCCAUGUCCUCUCAUGAAGAAGUGAAAGAUGAAGAGCCUGGAGAAAUGAUGAUCUGUAGCACAUGUGGAGAAAGUUUUGCCAAUAGACAGGACCUAAUAAGUCAUCAACUUAUACACAACAAGGACCAGGUGGCUAACGUUGACCACUUACAAAAUCAUUUACAGAUGAAUCACAAUGACGUGUCUGCAGGCAAAGAGGAAGCUCAAAGUAUCAUCUGUGGCAGCUGUGGCAUUUUCUGCGCCAGUUACCACCACCUUGAGAACCACGGCUGCACAACUGAGACAAAAGAUGAGUUGACACACAGUAAAGAGGAAACGAAAGUGAGCGAUAUUUCCCAGCACCAAGAGACCAGUCCUUUAAAAGAAACCGUUGUUGACAGCGAACAACGUCAGUACAAGUGUGAUCAGUGUGGUCGCUCAUACAGACAUGCGGGCUCCCUCCUUAACCACAAAAAAUCCCACAAAACAGGCGUUUUCAGAUGCCUUGUUUGUCAGAAGCGCUUCUACAACCUGUUGGCCCUUAAGAACCACCAGAGGUCUCACUUUGAUAUCAAGAGGUUAGUUUCAACAGUAAUGCACACCACUGACAUGUGUUUAAUUCUCAUUUUUGCAUUUUUACUCAAGAUGCAAAUGGUCCUUUGUAAACAGAAGAAGCUGGGAGUGUCCAUCAGUCUUUUUCAAUUAUUUUUUUACUGAUUUUUUUCCUUUUUUUUUUGUUGUUGUUAAAGUUCACUAUGUUUUUUUAUGUCACUAUGUUUGUAAUUGCAAUAGGCCAUACUCAGAGAUCCUUAAAAGACUCCUACAGUGUCAAACAGAUGUUCCUCCUUUUUAUAAGUUAUAGCUGCAUUAUUCCAGACAUAAUGACAAAGGCUUUUCAGUGCAGUGAUGUUAUGUCAUCAUAUUUCCAGCUUAGACUGUUCCCCAUUUUGCAAAUAAAGACUCAACUCAAAGACUCUCUCAUCUCUUCUCCACAGGCACACUUGCCAUGAGUGUGGGAAAGCCUUCAAAAUCCAAAAGCAGUUAUUGAAUCACCUGAGGAGGCACAAAGAGAACCAGGCCAAAAUCCAAGAACUCAAUGACCAGAUCCAGGCCCUGAUGCAGAUGAACGGAACCAAGUUACAAGGAGGAAUGCAGCCCUUGUCUUCAAAUGCGAGCCAGGGUUUUACCUCAUCUCAAUGCUCCAGGCAACCAUCAGAAGUAAAGACUGGACAAACAAGGUUAGAGACGUCAGUCAAAUCAGAGGACAUGGGUGAUGGACGGCCCUUUGCCUGUGACCAGUGUGGUCGUACGUAUCGCCAUGCAGGAAGUUUGGUCAACCACAAAAACUCGCAUAAAACAGGUGAAUAUUACUGCUCUGUUUGUAACAACACUUACUCCAAUCAACUGGCAAUGAAGAACCAUUUGCGCACCCACUUUGCAUUUAAAAAGCACUCGUGUCAAAACUGUGGGAAAGGUUUCAGGGGAAAGAAGCAGCUAUUAGCCCACGUUUGUGCUGAACUCACAAAGGAUGGGAGUGGAGGAAGAAGGGUCCUAAAAUCCAGAGCCUUUAGAUGUAAGGGAUGCAGGCAGGCCUUUCUUUCUGCAGACCAGCUGACAGCCCACACCUGUAAUGGACCCUCAGGCAGCAGUGAUGCACAAACAAAUCCAUCUUCCAAUAAAGAAGAGCGGCCUUUCACAUGCAACAUAUGUAACCGCAGCUACCGCCACGCAGGCUCACUCCUCAACCACAAAAACACCCACAAGACAGGACACUUUAGCUGCACCUUCUGCUCCAAGCCCUUCACUAACCCCAUGGCUCUACGCAAUCACACACGCAUACAUACACAGAAGAAAAAGUAUGUGUGUCUCACAUGUGGAAAAGCCUUCCGCCUCGCCAGUAUCCUGCACAACCACCAGAGGGUCCACAACAGGGCAAUGAGUCAUUUCAGCUGUCCUAUGUGCGGCAAGAGCUUCCAGGGCAGAUCUGGUCUGAAGAGGCAUCGCUGCCGCAGGGGUCAGGAGAACUCCGAGAGAAGUGGGGUUCAGCAGGCUGAGAGAGGAGACAAGUGCUUCACGUGAGUGUCCGUGUUACUGGGGAUUUAACUUGUGAGGGUGUGUGUUUAAACCGAAGACAAAGAAAAUUUUGCUUGUUUUUAUUUACAUUUUUGUUUAUCCAUAAAAAAGAACAAUGUUACAUCUUAUUGAUUGCUCUGGUGAAAAGUCAUUUAAAUGUCUUAACAGUUGUGGGCUUUCAUGAAACAGAUUCACACAAAUCUAUUGCAGUUUUCCCAUAUUGACACAAACUAGCCUGACAGGCAAAUUUGCAUCUUUUGUGUUAACAUUUUAAAGGUUAAAAAAAUAUAUAUCUAUAUUUUAAGUGAUUUAUGUCCUUCUCACUACAUAUUUUGGAUGUCUUAAUGUGAAAAAAAUUUUGUUUCAAGGUUUGUGUUUUAGAAAAUCAAAUAAUGCACUUCACUAAAUGCAACCUGUUGUCUUAUCUGGACCGUAUGAAGUCCUAUUUAAAGGUUAAGACUUUAAUUCUUAUCAAAUGCUGAAUUUACAUUAAACAUUCACUGUUGGUGAUGAAGGCCGCUGCUCUUAAAAAGCAUUGAUAGAUCCAACUGUAACUAACUAACUGUAUUUCUAUGGCAGGUGUGACCUCUGUGGGCGCUCCUACCGCCACGCUGGAUCCCUCCUCAACCAUAAAAAAACACACUCAGAAAACCUCCAUCACUGCACCCUGUGUCUCCAGACGUUUCCUGAUCCUCUCACUCUGCAGAUUCACUCCCAGAUGAGGCGCCACUGCUGUCCCGAAUGCGGCAAGACCUUCUGUCUAGUUACGCACCUGCAAAGCCACAUGGAGGUGCACUCAAAGGAGCGGUCCUUAGUCUGCAGCCUCUGCCAGCAGACAUUCCCUGACACAGCAAGCUACCAGCAGCACCAGGACCUGCACCACGGGGCUCAGGAUCCCUAUCAGCAAGGUGUGGGGGAACCUGAAGAAAACAACAUCUGGGACUCAGGAAUAACUCAGACCAUGGGGAUGCACGACGGGUUACACCGGCAGGUUCCACCACCUUUGUCCCAUAUUCCAGAAAGCAUCACCGACUCACAGACGAGUCAUGACCCCGCUGGAGCAGAAGAAAAAAGCCACGUCUGCGAGCACUGUGGCCGCACUUACCGCCACGCCGGCUCCCUACUCAACCACAAAAACAGCCACAAGACGGGCUCCUUUUCUUGCUCCGUCUGCCAGAAAGAGUUCACUAACCUGAUGGCUCUCAAGAACCACCGACGAAUUCACACCGAGCCAAAACGCUACCAGUGUCUGGAGUGCGGGAAGGCAUUCCGUGUGUCUACUCAACUCAUAUGUCAUCGACGGAUCCACACCAAAGAGAAGCCCUUCGCCUGUCCGCUGUGCGACAAGAGCUUCUCCAGCAAAUCCAACUUACGACACCAUCAGAAGAUGCAUCAGAACACCCAAACCUACGACUCCUCCUUUAGCGCGGAUGCUGACACUUUUAUGGACUUGGAUAUGGGGUCUUUCCUUUGA